GCUUCUGCUUCCAACCAAAUUCUUUUCAUUCCAAAAGAAGAAACCUCUCACCAAUAUUUAUAAGAUGGAGUUGCCUCCUAAAUAUUCUGAUUUAAACCAACUUAAAUUGGAGGAAGAAGAAGAAGAAGCUGAUUCAAUCUCGUCUGAAGGUUCAAGUAUUGGAUCAUUAGAGCCUGAUAUCGAAGAAGAAGUUUCAAAUUCUUCACCAAAAAUCAAAGACCCUUUGCAGGAUAUGUCCUCUCUUCUUCAACAACUUCCUUCCAAGAGAGGGCUUUCAAAGCAUUACCAAGGGAAAUCACAGUCAUUUACAUCAUUAAAAGAGGUGACAUGCUUAGAAGAUCUUGCAAAGCCUGAGAAUCCUUACAAUAAGAAAUUGAAGUCUUGCAAAAGUUAUGCAGCCAUCUACAACAAUCUCCCAUGUCCUCCAAAGAAGUCAUCAUCUCAAAGGCCCUCAUGUUCAAAAACAAAUAAUAAUAUUGGUAAUUUGUUGGGGAACAGGCGGCCACCAAUGGAUCCUCACAGAUCUGCAAGCACAAACAGCUUUUCCAAUCAGACUGCUUUAUUUGCUUAAUUAUGUAAUUUUAUUUUAUUUUAAUUACCCUACCCAUCAUAUAUUUCAAAAUGACAUUUUUUUAACUAUGUCUAUGUUGUAUCUCAGUACCGAAAUGAAUUGUAGUACGGUUUUAUA
Messenger RNA from Pistacia vera, 688 nucleotides. RefSeq lists its product as uncharacterized. The coding region runs from base 65 to 571 and encodes 168 amino acids. NCBI's taxonomy places the organism in Eukaryota, Viridiplantae, Streptophyta, Magnoliopsida, Sapindales, Anacardiaceae. The transcript is spliced from 2 exons. The record is from RefSeq and is a predicted model, not a curated record.